CCGGCAGUCCUCAAUCAUUACUUCCGGGUGAGCGGAUGUAAACACAAGGAAAACGCCUUUAAUUUCCAGACAACAUGACGAAACUGGAAUUAUUAAACGUUUUUCUGAACGAUCGGCUUACGGCGGCGGCCGAGGACAUCUUUAAAGCCAUCAAGAACACGGUUGCGGAGUACCAGGACGAGAUCCUCCGCUUCAAGGAGGAGAACGAGCGGCUCAAGAGGCUGCUGAACGUGGCAGUGCAGCGCAUUUUACUGCAGCCCGUAACGAAUUCGAUCCCACCGCCAGAAGAACCAUCUUCAGACCCACUGCCAUGCGAGGACAGACUGACACCUGCCAGUCGGGGGGACAGGGACAUGUCCCCGCCACCCAUCAGAGAGAUAAAGGAGGAAGAGGAACAGAGUCCGAUCAGAAGCGAUGAGAACAACACAAGAACCUCCCUGUCCAUCUUCUCAGGAGAAAACGGUGGUCAGACUGAGCGAGAACACAUGUUGGUGGAUCUGUCACCUUUACAACCCUCGUAUGACAGAGUGAUUGAUGAGGUAAAAACAGAACAUAUUCUAGAAGAAAUCGAUCGGUUUGGCCCCAGCCCAACCGCUUUGCAACCAGUUUGUUCAAACUUCCAUGAAGUGCUGACGGACCCCUGCGCCGAUGCCCCACACGGCGGCAUCAGGCUCCCAAAUGGACCCAGCAUCUCCGCGGAUAAGGAACAGGACACGAAGCCCACAGGGCACUCGAGCGACAAUACAAACGUGGGCGUGCCGGCCCUUCGCCUCAAGGGCGUGCGGCCCCUCCGGCCCCCGAGGGCCACGUACCAGAGCCAGAGCCUGCAGAAGGUGCACGCGUGCCGGGAGUGCGGCAAGUGUUUCAGCUUCGCCUGCCAGCUGGAGGUCCACAUGCGCUGGCACACCAAAGAGAAGCCAUACGGCUGCACCGUGUGCCGCAAGAGCUUCACCACGGUCAGCAUGCUGCGGCGGCACCACCGCAUCCACACUGGGGAGAAGCCCUUCCGCUGCCACGUGUGCGGCAAGUGCUUCAACCAGUCGGCCCACCUCAACACGCACUUCCGCCUGCACACCGGCGAGAGCGCCCGCUGGUCCCGCAUGGUGCCCCACUCCUAGGGCCACCGGGGAGUGGGCCCCACUCCUAGGGCCACCGGGGAGGGGCCUGCACUGUAGAAAAAGACAGAUCUGUGAAGGGGAUUGUGGUUGACGUGUAUGUGCUGGUUCCUUUGCGAUGUACGUUGUAGCCGUGUGCCUACGCUUGGUUUUGUGUUUAUUGUGCAACUAGUUUUGAGUGGAGUCCUUUCUCAUGUCCAAAUGUUUGUUUAGUUUAUUUGUCCAGCGAGAACCUCACGUGAUUUUAGAUAUUAACCUAUUUGAUUUCAGAGAUAUUUAGACCCUAAAUGUAUGUUUCUCUUUCAUAAAAAGGGCGCAUGUAACCAUGUUGGGCCGUGGAUUGGGUUUGUGUGUUUGUGUCAUAAGUAAGCAAAAUGGAUUGUUGGAUAUCUUUCUAUAGACUACAACCUAUUGCAUUACAUAUUUUAACGUCAUAACAUUUCUCGUCGUUUACUGGUAGUAACAGACAAGUAACAAGAAGGUGUUGACUGCUACGUCACGCACACAGACACACACACACGCACACACACACACACACACACACACACACACACACACACACACACACACACACACACAACGUACGUGCACCUAGAUAUAAGAUGCUUUUAAGUGGGGCUGACAAUCAUCAGAAAUAAGAAUGCUACAAAUGACAUAACAUUCAUUUUGACUAUUUAACAUUAACGCGUUAUUUCAAUCAUCAUAUUGAAUUGAGAACCAAUCGCUAAGUGGUGGUCAUGCUGUCUUCACACUGCCUUGGUAAACUGCAAGACAGUUAGAAGAACACGUUAAACUAGUGGAAAGUUUUGAUGGCAGGUCUAGAGCCAGUGCUUGUCUCAGCCUAACUAGAAUCUAAAGAGAGCCUAACUGACCCCCCUGCAGUCGUCUUAUUUACAUUUAGGGCAUGAAGCAGACGCUUUUAUCCAAAGUGACUAACAAUAAGUACAUUUGUCAGAAGAAGGUGAAACAAUAUAUUGCUGUCGGUACAGUAAGGGUGUUUAUAGAACCAAGUGCAAUGCACUAACAAUUGCUAGGUUAACCCAUUCCCUGUAUACAGCUAGGAUAAGAUGCUACACAACUAAGUACUAUAACUAACUACGACAUAUGAUAAGUACUUGCAUUAAGAGGCAGGACAUACAACAUACAAAAGCAGGAGGGAUGGGAAGUGUUGGCUAUGUUGAGUCUAGGUGAACUCUGAACAGGUGAGUCUUGAGUCUUUUGCGGAAGCUGCUGUGACUCAGCGGCAGGAAGCUCCACCACUGAGAGAUGUCUCAAGCUCUGCUCCCUCUUUACCUGUGUUGGACGCCAUUGAGAAGCGUUGCAUUGAAUAUCCAUGGUAUUGAAAGGCAAGGUGGAUUACCCAAACCAAUCAGGGAAGAGGUGCCCUGAUUGGUCAGAAAUGAGCCGGGAGCGGAGAGCAUAGCAUAAAGUUCUGUUCCUAUGGCUGAAAAGGCUCUGACAAUUAUUACAAUUCUAAAGAUUCACCAUAAAAAAUUGGUAACAUCGAAAGAUUUCACGCAACAAGCAACAGACAAAUACUGUUUACUUCAAAACAUAUGAAAGGAACUGGGACUUUAAGAAAUUAAAUUAAAUAUCUCUGGCGAUCGGACUGAUCGCGUCUGGCCCCUCUUUCAAAGGUAAAAUGAAUGUCAAAUUAACUCAUUCUGUUAAUGAGAUCAUGGAGGGUAAACAAAAGUCCACCACCACCAUAACCUUGUUUGUAGCCCUUGUCUGUUUGUCUUUCUGAGCUCCUUUAAAACAAUCCAGACAUAAUCCUCCAUUUAAAGAAGCCAUUCUCCGUCCUCUCUCUCU
Molecule: messenger RNA, 2927 nt
Organism: Gadus chalcogrammus (walleye pollock)
Lineage: Eukaryota; Metazoa; Chordata; Actinopteri; Gadiformes; Gadidae
Product: zinc finger protein 79-like
Exons: 2
Coding region: 75-1118 (347 amino acids)
Cellular component (GO): nucleus
Source: RefSeq, a predicted model, not a curated record